Coregonus clupeaformis (lake whitefish) is the source of this 751-nucleotide messenger RNA. RefSeq names its product gamma-glutamylaminecyclotransferase. The transcript has 2 exons. The record is from RefSeq and is a predicted model, not a curated record. Gene Ontology annotation, molecular function: gamma-glutamylaminecyclotransferase activity. NCBI's taxonomy places the organism in Eukaryota, Metazoa, Chordata, Actinopteri, Salmoniformes, Salmonidae. The coding region runs from base 83 to 607 and encodes 174 amino acids.
CCUCGUUCACAGCUUGAACAUUACAGUAGCUGAAAAACAAUCUUAGACAGCUGUUCAUUAUUCACUUUUGGUCAAGACACUAAUGAGAGGCGUUCGAGGAGCGGCUUUACUUACUUUGCUGUCGAUCUACCUCACGCCGGUCCAAAUGACUUCUAUCUUUGUCUAUGGGACUCUGAAGAAGGGUCAGCCCAACUACUUCAGGAUGCUGCCGGACCAAGGGAACGGGAAGGCGGAGUUCUGUGGUCACGCCCGCACCGUAGACGGCUACCCGCUGGUGAUCGCCGGGAAGUACAACAUCCCCUUCCUGCUGAACCGUCCCGGGGAGGGCCACAGGGUCCACGGGGAGGUGUACAGGGUGGAUGACACCAUGCUGAGCUUCCUGGACACCUUCGAGGGCUGCCCGACCAUGUACCAACGCACCUCCGUUCAGCUGGAGCUGGAGGACUGGAAGGUAGAGGGGAGAGAGGGGAGCAUAAUGGAGGCCUUCCUCUACAGCACCACCUCCUACCAGCCUGCCUGGCUCCAACACACCUUCUAUGAGAGCUACGACGCCUACGGAGACCACGGGUUGGUGUACGUCAACAGGGAGGACCGAGAGUUCCACUAAAGGAUGUAUAGCCUGGGGGGGCCAUCGUGCCACGUAAAGCACCAUGUCGACAUGAUCGCACCAGCAGGUCUGGGACCUGGCUAGAGGAUAGACAGGAUAGGGUUUUAGAUGUGAUGACCUGAAUUCUACAGCUGUUUUCCUACA